AUGUUAUGUUCAUGCUCCUAUCAAUUGAAUCUCUGAAAUCUUCUUGAGACUGCUUUUUGACGUCGCACUAUACUCUCGGUGUCGUCAUUACAUUUGGCAGCCUGAAUCUCAGUGAUUGUGUGCAUCUCAUAGCUCCGUCGUUGAUAUUCACUGAGUCUCAUCCAAGAUGGGGAUCCAAGUUACGGAUCUCACUGAGGCCGAUAUUCCAGGGGCGGUAAAAGCAGUACAACAAGCAUUCAGUGGCGACCCUUACAAUGUCUGGGUGUACGAUCAAUCAAAGUUCAACCCGCAACGAAAUUAUGAAUCUCUAGCCCUCCGCAUGAGAUGGGGCAUCCGCAACGGCAUCUUCCACGUCGCAAAGGAGCAAGGUAGCGACGAGGUCCUCGGCGUGGCGAUGUGGCUGCCCCCACAGCCCGCCGACGCGCCGCCGACGUGGAAUGAUUGGUUUGAGGGAUGGCGGCUUUGGUUUGGACAGGUGAGCUAUAACCUGUGGUAUGGACGCGGGGGUUUGAAUGUAAAGCGAUAUUACAUCUGGAAAGAAGCUCAAGCCCAAGCCCAGCGCGAGAUCUGGACUGAUCCAAGGGGCUACUACUUUCUCAACAUCAUGGUAGUUCUACCUUCCGCCCAGGGGAAAGGCGUGGGUGCGAAGAUGAUGAAGGUUAUUACAGACCGGGCUGAUGAGGAGGAUGUCAAGUGUUAUUUGGAGUCGAGUAGGGAUGUGCCGAAUGUGAAGAUAUAUGGGCGAUGGGGGUUCGUGUUCGAGAGGGACAUGAUUUGUGAUGAUGAAGGGGAUGCGAUUCGGUUGUUUACUAUGGUGAGGGAACCUGGGGCUACGGCUGGGGAUGGGAGGGGUGGUGGGUGAGUGAGAGUUGGUAUUUGGUAACAUGUGAUUUCAAUGUGAAUAUGAUCUGGGCAUGAGUUGAACUGGUGAAGAACUGGUAAAGGGUGAGAUUACUGACCAAAACCCCCCUUCUCUUCCGCCGACGCCUGGAGAGAUAGAGAGGGAGGUCUGGCUGCCAAGAAUCGAGUUCCGAUGCUAUCCAAACUUUGAGUCUCAAUGCGAAUUUGCCGUCUUCCCGGAGUGACCCCU
Messenger RNA from Colletotrichum godetiae, 1090 nucleotides. Its product is annotated as acetyltransferase. Bases 167 to 862 code for a protein of 231 amino acids. The record is from RefSeq and is a predicted model, not a curated record. The transcript has 4 exons. Lineage: Eukaryota; Fungi; Ascomycota; Sordariomycetes; Glomerellales; Glomerellaceae. Gene Ontology annotation, molecular function: acyltransferase activity, transferring groups other than amino-acyl groups.